UCCCGCUGAGCCCGCAGCAGCCGGCAGCAAGGAAGUGCGGGCGCGGGGCCGCCGCCGGCGCGCCCGGAGCGGCGCGGGGCGCACCCCGUGAGGAGCGCCGGAUCCCGGGGCCGGAGGCACGCAGGAAUUUUUCAAAUAGAAACUAAUUGCAGAGUUUCCGGUUGACCAGGCAUUCAUAGGAAUGAAGACAAUCACAGAGAUGGUGUGUCUAAGAAAUUUCAAAAGGUGUAGGCCUCCUGACUGAAGCACAGUCAACUUAUUGGAUUCAUUUUUUUUCAUUAUAUUUCUGUCCUCCUACAAGGGAAAGUCAUGAUUACACUAACAGAGCUAAAAUGUUUAGCAGACGCCCAGUCGUCUUAUCACAUCCUAAAACCGUGGUGGGACGUCUUUUGGUAUUACAUCACCCUGAUCAUGCUGCUGGUGGCCGUGCUGGCUGGAGCCCUCCAGCUCACACAGAGCAGGGUUCUGUGCUGUCUUCCGUGUAAGGUGGAAUUCGACAAUCACUGCGCCGUGCCUUGGGACGUCCUGAAAGCCAGCGUGAACACGUCCUCCGAUCCCGGGACGCCGCUUCCUCUCCCCCUCAGAAUCCAGAACGACCUCCACCGACAGCAGUACUCCUACAUCGACGCCGUGUGUUAUGAGAAGCAGCUCCACUGGUUUGCAAAGUUCUUUCCCUACCUGGUGCUCUUGCACACGCUCAUCUUUGCAGCCUGCAGCAACUUUUGGCUGAACUACCCCAGUACCAGUUCCAGGCUCGAGCAUUUUGUGGCCAUCCUUCACAAGUGCUUCGAUUCUCCGUGGACCACCCGUGCCCUGUCAGAGACGGUGGCUGAGCAGUCAGUGAGGCCCCUGACGCUCUCCAAGUCCAAGGUUUUGCUUUCUCCCUCAGGGUGCUCAGCUGAUGUUGAUUGCAACAAGCAGUCAUUGCCCUACCCGCAGCCUGGCUUAGAGUCAGCUGGCAUAGAAAGCCCAACUUCUAGCGUCCUGGACAAGAAGGAGGGCGAACAGGCCAAAGCCAUCUUUGAAAAAGUGAAAAGGUUCCGCAUGCACGUGGAACAGAAGGAUAUCAUUUAUAGAGUGUAUCUGAAGCAGAUAAUAGUCAAAGUCAUUUUGUUUGUCCUCAUCAUAACUUACGUUCCGUAUUUUUUAACCUACAUUACUCUUGAAAUUGACUGUUCAGUGGAUGUGCAGGCUUUUACUGGAUAUAAGCGCUACCAGUGUGUCUACUCCUUGGCAGAAAUAUUUAAGGUCCUGGCUUCAUUUUAUGUCAUCUUGGUUAUACUUUAUGGUCUUACCUCCUCCUACAGCUUGUGGUGGAUGCUGCGGAGUUCUCUGAAGCAAUAUUCUUUUGAGGCGCUGAGAGAAAAAAGCAACUACAGUGACAUCCCAGAUGUCAAGAAUGACUUCGCCUUCAUUCUCCAUCUGGCUGAUCAGUAUGAUCCUCUUUACUCCAAACGCUUCUCCAUAUUCCUGUCGGAGGUCAGUGAGAACAAACUGAAACAGAUCAACCUCAACAACGAAUGGACGGUCGAGAAACUGAAAAGUAAGCUUGUGAAAAAUUCCCAGGACAAGAUAGAACUGCAUCUUUUCAUGCUAAACGGUCUUCCAGACAAUGUCUUUGAGCUGACAGAAAUUGAAGUGCUAAGCCUGGAGCUGAUCCCUGAGGUCAAGCUGCCUUCUGCAGUCUCGCAGCUGGUCAACCUCAAGGAGCUCCACGUGUACCAUUCGUCUCUGGUGGUCGACCAUCCUGCCCUGGCCUUUCUAGAGGAGAAUUUAAAAAUCCUCCGCCUGAAAUUUACUGAAAUGGGGAAAAUUCCACGCUGGGUAUUUCAUCUGAAGAAUCUCAAGGAACUUUACCUCUCAGGCUGUGUUCUACCUGAGCAGGUGAGUACCAUGCAGUUGGAGGGCUUUCAGGACUUGAAAAACCUGAGGACCCUCUACUUGAAGAGCAGCAUCUCCCGGAUCCCACAAGUCAUUACAGACCUCCUGCCUUCGCUGCAGAAGUUGUCCCUCGAUAACGAGGGGAGCAAGCUGGUUGUAUUGAACAACUUGAAAAAGAUGGUCAAUCUGAAAAGCCUGGAGCUGAUCAGCUGCGACCUGGAACGCAUUCCGCACUCCAUUUUCAGUCUGAACAAUUUGCAUGAGUUAAACCUCAAAGAAAAUAACCUUAAAACUGUGGAAGAGAUCAUUAGCUUUCAGCAUCUCCAGAAUCUUUCCUGCUUAAAGUUGUGGCACAAUAACAUCGCUUAUAUUCCGGCCCAGAUUGGGGCAUUAUCUAAUCUAGAGCAGCUCUCUUUGGACCAUAAUAACAUUGAGAAUCUGCCCCUGCAGCUUUUCCUAUGCACCAAACUACAUUAUUUGGAUCUAAGCUGUAACCACCUGACCUUCAUUCCAGAAGAAAUCCAGUACCUGAGUAAUUUGCAGUACUUUGCUGUGACCAACAACAACAUUGAGAUGCUACCAGAUGGGCUGUUUCAGUGCAAAAAGCUGCAGUGUUUACUUUUGGGGAAAAAUAGCCUGAUGAGCUUGUCCCCUCAUGUGGGUGAGCUGACGAACCUUACUCACCUGGAGCUCAUUGGUAAUUACCUGGAAACACUUCCUCCUGAGCUGGAAGGAUGUCAGUCCCUCAAACGGAGCUGUCUGAUUGUCGAGGAGAAUUUGCUCAGUACUCUUCCUCCCCCUGUAACAGAACGUUUGCAGACAUGCUUAGAUAAAUGUUGACCUAAAGAGGAAAAUAAUUUUUGAAAAGUACACUCCAGGGCUUUAUCUGAGAACUCAAUUUUCCUAAGUUAUAAAGAUGAACAAUGGAUAAUUAUGACUAACUAUAACCAAAUGUCUUAUUAAAGCAACUCAGUGUCUAUCCCUAAAUUAAACAGGUAAAAAGUAUUAACACUGAACUAAAAGUUUUGUGAAUAAUUGAUCUUUAACUUAUGGAAAUAUAAGAAGUAUGCUUGGAGGGUGGAAUGGGGACAUGAAAUUAUUGAAUCUCUACGUUGCAGUUUGUAUCUUUUGAAGAUUAGGUAUUACUUAUUUGCAUACUUGUUUUAACUGACUUCCUGUUUUGAUAUUUAUCACCUAGACCAUAAAGUCAUCAACAUAAAUUGCCUUGAUGUACACUGAGCACUGUCUUUGAUUUAUGGUCUUAAAUAUUUUUAGGCAGGGUACAUUGUGCUAGGCAGAAUUCCUUCUGGCUUAAUUUUUACUUCCUGUCCCAGCUUGUUUUGAGUCUUCCUCCAUCUGAUUUUCUCUUGACAACAAUGAUGAACCCUGAGAAAGUGCCUGCCUUUGGCCUUUGCAUAGAACAGGAGCAGGGUUCUUAGGACAUGUCACCCUCGGGGCAUCCUAAAAAUUAAUGUAUACUCAAAUUUUUUCUUGUAUAUCAUCAAAGCCUUUUUUAUUUGCUAAUGAUUUUUAUAUUAAAUGUAAAACAUACAAAUAUUUUUUAUUGUAUAAUCUUGGAUUCAAAAUCUGUGAGAAUAAUUUUUGUAAGGUACAGAGAACACAUCCUUUUCUUUAAGAAUUUACUGUUAAUAUACUUGGUUUUGGCUGCUUAUGAUUCUCAUAUUUGUGCACAUUCUGUUCCAAAAUGUUUUUGUACUCUGCAACUAAUUACUUUUGGAUAACAAAAGCCUUGUGUUUCAUGCCCUAAAAUAUUUGGGGGGUUUCCUUGUAAGAGGAUGGCCACAUCAUCUACCUCUCUCUUCCCUAGUGCUGUGCUAUUGUACGGGUACAAUUCUUAAUUACUUCAAAAACUGUGAUGGAGGGGAGAGGUGCAGAUUUGGAUCUUUAAAACUGAUUUUAAAGCGUUCUGUGGAAAUUAAGUAAGAGUUAAGCAAAAUACUUUCUUCUCCAUCUGCAUGAUCUCUAGAUAGGAUUAUAAUGUAAAACACUCAGCUUAAAAUUCAGUGCUUAAAAUGAGUUCUCAAAGCUCACAAAGAAACAGAUCUGGUUAACAAAUCCAUCUCAUGCCUU
This is a messenger RNA of Eubalaena glacialis (North Atlantic right whale), 3972 nucleotides long. RefSeq names its product leucine rich repeat containing 8 VRAC subunit B (gene LRRC8B). Gene Ontology annotation, molecular function: protein binding. Bases 310 to 2721 code for a protein of 803 amino acids. The transcript has 5 exons. Lineage: Eukaryota; Metazoa; Chordata; Mammalia; Artiodactyla; Balaenidae. The record is from RefSeq and is a predicted model, not a curated record.